UACUUCAGUUCAGUUCAACCUUCAACGCGUUCACACAGCCCAGCAUCACAGCACACAAAACAACUGAAUUAAUCUCUGCUACCUCUCUUUGGGAAUCGAGCUGGAAGGGCGGCCGGCCUAGCAUUUGAUAAGAUUAGUCGUAAUCGUGCAGGCGUUUGAAAGCGCCUCACUUGCACGUUGGUCGCCGUUGGAGAAAAUGGUACAAUCUUUUGCGUUCGCGGUUUGUAUUUGCGUAUUCGUUACUUCAUUGGUCGCGGCGAAUGCUGAGGAUAAUUUUGUGGUUGUUCAAAGUGGAAAUGGUCCAAUAAGAGGAAUCAAUCGCGGUGCGUAUUAUGCGUUCGAAGGGAUACCCUAUGCCAAGGCUCCAGUUGGAGAGCUCAGAUUAGCAGCUCCGGUACUCAACGACGAACAGUGGGAUGAACCGAGAGAUGCUCUGGAACAAGGACCAGAGUGCAUGCAAUGGAGCCAUUUUGUGGAGGGUGAAGAUCGCACAACAGGCGAAGAGGAUUGUCUAUUUUUGAACAUCUAUACGACUUCGUUGGACAAUACGGAUCCACUGCCAACGAUCUUCUUCAUCCAUGGGGGAGCAUUCAUGUUUGGCGGAAAGAGUUUUUAUGGGCCUGAUAACAUGAUGAAGAGUCCAUUGGUGUUGGUUACCAUCAACUACCGUUUGGGAGCACUAGGGUUCCUCAGUACGGAAGAUGACAUAAUUCCAGGAAAUUUCGGUUUGAAGGAUCAAGCCACGGCUCUCAAGUGGGUCCGGCAGAACAUUAUGAACUUCGGUGGCCAUCCAGAUAGUAUUACACUUUCCGGAUACUCAGCAGGGUCUGCCAGUGUUCAACUGCAUUACCUAUCGCCAAUGUCACGGGGGUUGUUCAAGAAUGGUAUUGGUCACAGUGGAUCCGCUCUGAACCCUUGGGUGUUGGUCGAGAAAUCCGCCGAGAAAGCCAAAUCCAUUGCGGCCACUGUAGACUGUCCAACGGAAUCCAGUAAAAAUAUGUUAAAGUGUUUGAGACAAAAACCAGCUCGGGAGGUCGUAAGUGCCGUGGCUCCCUUCUUCGAUUUCUUGUACAACCCAUUCUCACCGCUUGGAGUCGUCAUCGAGAAACAGUCGAAGAAUAACCCAAGGCCAUUCCUGGCUAAUCAUCCGUACAAACUGAUGAAAUCUGGUAAAUUCCAUCAGGUUCCCUUACUCCUCUCGGUGAACGAAGCCGAAGGGUUGUACCCGGGCGCUGAAUUUAUCAGCAAACAGGAAUACUUGGACUCAAUCAACAAAAACUGGAACCAAGUAUUGCCGAGCAUUUUGGACUAUCAAACCUCGAUACAGAACGACGAAACCCGGCGAGAUGAGAUAAGCCAAACCAUCAAGAAGCGAUACCUGGGAAGGAAAAUGCUCAGCGAUAACAGUUUCCGCGAUUUCAUAAGAAUAAUCUCAAAUAGGUUGUACUUCGCUGGCGUGGUUCGUUCGGCACAGCUGAUGCAGAAACACGCUCCCGUAUACCUCUACUACGACGCGUACAAGACCAAGUACGCUAUCAGCGAGUAUCUGUCCAAUUCGACGAAGAACUACGGCGUAGCGCACGGUGAAGAUGUGCUAUUGCUGUUCAACACCGAGUGGCGGGAAAAAAUCCCCUACACCAGUGAGGAACUGCUGAUGGCGAAGCGUUUCGUGGAAAUGUACGACGAGUUUGCGCGAACUGGUGUGCCUAAGUUCGGUGAAAUCAAGAUACCCCAAAUGGAUAAGGUGGACAUGGUUCGCUUCUUGGAGGUGAACUAUCCCAAGAGCGAAGUGAAACUUUCGCGACAGCUCAGUGACGAGAAGUUCUGGAAUCAGAUAGAUUUCAACGAUGGGAUGCCGGUGGCAGCACCUCCGGCUCCCGUCAAAACCGAACUUUAGGGUAGAUUGUUACGGGAGAUUAGGAGAAUAAAACUAUCUACAAAGCCAUCCCAUUAUCGACGAA
Messenger RNA from Aedes aegypti (yellow fever mosquito), 1961 nucleotides. RefSeq names its product venom carboxylesterase-6. NCBI's taxonomy places the organism in Eukaryota, Metazoa, Arthropoda, Insecta, Diptera, Culicidae. The coding region runs from base 197 to 1897 and encodes 566 amino acids. The transcript has 2 exons. The record is from RefSeq and is a predicted model, not a curated record.